Messenger RNA from Anisakis simplex (herring worm), 381 nucleotides. The record is from the annotation of a GenBank genome assembly. NCBI's taxonomy places the organism in Eukaryota, Metazoa, Nematoda, Chromadorea, Rhabditida, Anisakidae.
AUGUCAGGCCGUGGUAAAGGAGGUAAAGCAAAAUCAUCAGGAAAGGCAAAAACUCGUUCGUCGAGGGCCGGACUGCAAUUCCCAGUGGGAAGAAUCCAUCGUCUUUUGCGAAAAGGCAACUACGCUGAACGAGUUGGAGCCGGUGCACCAGUCUACUUGGCUGCAGUGUUGGAGUAUUUGGCAGCUGAGGUGCUCGAGUUGGCAGGCAAUGCAGCCCGAGACAACAAGAAGACUCGUAUCAACCCAAGACAUCUUCAGUUGGCCGUCCGCAACGAUGAGGAAUUGAACAAGCUGUUAGCUGGUGUAACGAUCGCUCAGGGUGGUGUUCUACCAAAUAUCCAAGCUGUUCUCCUGCCUAAGAAAACCGCUGAGAAGGCAUAA